UCACAAAUUUGAUUCUAAACGAAAUCCACACAGAGCGUCCACACCUUCUCCCCUUGAGACAUAGCCGCGACCACGGAGUCACGGACCAACCAUGGCCACUCGGCGGCUCACGCCCGACUGCUUUCCUUCCCUCCUCGCCGGAGUUCUGGCAGCCUUUCUCCACGCCGCCCUCCACGCGCCUCUCGCCGUUGCUCAAGAGCGACAGCCGCCGUGGCUGCUCUGCAGCCCCCCUCCAGACAGCGGCAUCGCCGGCAACUACACGGAGAACAGCCCGUACCAAGGCAACAUCAACCUGAUCUCAGCCACCCUCCCCAAGAACACCUCGUCGAGCCCGGUGCUGUACGCCAAGGACCGCGUCGGCUCCGUCCCGGACAUCGUGUACGCGCACGCGCUCUGCCGCGGCGACGCCAACGCCUCCGCCUGCGAGAGCUGCGUCGCCACCGCCUUCAAGGGCGCGCAGCAAGGGUGCCCGCUCGUCAAGGACGUGCUCGCCUUCUACGACCUCUGCCAGCUCCGCUUCUCCAACCGCAACUUCUUCCUGGACAACGACAACUUCAUCACCGCGUACUACCUCCAGGGCUCCAAGCUCGCCGCGGGCACGGGCACGGGCACGCCGAUGGGGGCGUUCGACGCCGCCGUCCUACUGCUUGUCAACGCGACCGCCAACUACGCCGCCGGGAACUCUUCCAGGAGAUUCGGCACCGGAGAGAUGGGCUUGGGCGAUGACAACCGCACCAGGAUCUACGCGCUGGCGCAGUGCACGCCGGACACCGCGCCGGACAUCUGCCAGACCUAUCUACAACCCAUUGUUAAUCAGCUGCCGGUGAGCUUCAGUAGUGUGAGUGGAGGCGGAAUCUUUGGGACCUGGUGCAGCUUCCGCUACGAGCUGUAUCCUUUCUUCUCCGGCAGCCCGCUGCUGCAGCUUCCGACGUUCGUUGGGACGACGCCUGCUCCUGCACCUGCGCCGCCGCCGCCAGCCACAAGUCAAGAUAAAUCGAGAAAUAAGACAGGUAUAGUCCUAGCAAUUUUGAUGCCUUCAAUUGCUGCACUGCUGGGCAUAAACAUGGUAUUAUUCUGGAUAAGGAGGAGGAGAUCAGCAGAACAACGACCUUUUCAAUCUUACUCAACUUCGUCAGAUGGCAUUCAAGGAGCCGAUAUGCUGAUUCUUGAUCUAUCAACAUUGCGAGUUGCUACAGAUGACUUUGCUGAAAGCAAAAUGCUCGGUAAAGGAGGGUUUGGUAUGGUUUAUAAGGGAGUCCUGCCUGAUGGCCAAGAAAUUGCGGUAAAGAGGCUUUGCCAGAGUUCUCGACAAGGGAUUGGAGAGCUGAAGAGUGAGCUAGUACUGGUGGCUAAGCUUCACCACAAGAACCUUGUGAGGCUUAUUGGUGUUUGCCUGCAAGAACAGGAGAAAAUACUUGUGUAUGAGUAUAUGCCCAAUCGAAGCCUUGACACCAUUCUGUUUGAUUCCGAGAGGAACAGAGAGCUGGAUUGGGGAAAGAGAUUCAAGAUCAUAACAGGAAUUGCUAAAGGCUUACAAUAUCUCCACGAGGAUUCUCAACUGAAGGUAGUCCACCGGGACCUGAAAGCAAGUAAUGUUCUAUUAGACCUGGAUUACGUACCUAAGAUCUCUGACUUCGGCCUGGCAAAGAUUUUUGGCGGAGAUGAGUCUAAGUGUGUCACUCAUCGUGUUGCCGGGACAUAUGGAUACAUGGCACCUGAAUACGCGAUGCGUGGCCUGUAUUCGAUCAAGUCGGACGUGUUUAGCUUCGGUGUUUUGGUUCUGGAGAUUGUUACCGGGAGAAGGAACGGUGGCCUAUACAACAGCGACCAAGAUGUUGACCUCUUAAAUCUUGUGUGGGAGCACUGGGACAGAGGAAACGUCAUCGAGCUGAUCGACCCAUCACUGAGCGACCAUCAUCAUCAUCCUCCCAUUGAGCAGAUGCUCAAGUGCCUCCACAUCGGGCUUCUGUGUGUGCAGAGGAAACCGGCGGCGAGGCCGAUGAUGUCGUGGGUCAGCGUCAUGCUCUGCAGCAGCACGGUGCGUCUCCCUUCGCUGUCCAGGCCAGCCUUGUGCGUCCAGGAGGUUGUCACUGCCACUGACGACGACAGCUCGUCAGGAGCUUCAGCGUUGUUGUGCGCGGCAGAAAGUUCAGUGAUGACGACGAUAAUGUCAUGUAACGACGCAUCAAUCACGGAGCUUUUGCCUAGAUGAUGAUAAGACGCCGUCCAGGGCCAGGGUUGUCUGAACCAAAUGGAUCUUGAUGCACCAGUUUUGUGCUACUCCUAUUACUUUGUAGUAUUAAUCUAUAUUUAUAUUCUUUCUUUCUUUCA
This is a messenger RNA of Zea mays, 2331 nucleotides long. RefSeq names its product cysteine-rich receptor-like protein kinase 6. Gene Ontology annotation, cellular component: plasma membrane. The record is from RefSeq and is a predicted model, not a curated record. The transcript has 7 exons. Lineage: Eukaryota; Viridiplantae; Streptophyta; Magnoliopsida; Poales; Poaceae. The coding region runs from base 92 to 2212 and encodes 706 amino acids. Gene Ontology annotation, biological process: protein phosphorylation. Gene Ontology annotation, molecular function: ATP binding; protein serine/threonine kinase activity.